This is a messenger RNA of Symbiodinium sp. CCMP2592, 489 nucleotides long. The record is from the annotation of a GenBank genome assembly. Lineage: Eukaryota; Dinophyceae; Suessiales; Symbiodiniaceae.
AUGGGCGUGACCUCGGCGCUUGUUUUUGCCAACCUUGGCGCAGCUUACGGAACAGCGAAGUCAGGUGUGGGAAUUGCAUCGAUGGGAGUUAUGCGGCCUGACAUGAUCAUGAAGUCGAUCAUCCCAGUAGUCAUGGCCGGAGUUCUGGGCAUUUAUGGCCUUAUCACAGCUGUUAUCAUCAACGGAAAGAUGGAUGCAGCUAAUUACUCAGCCUACUCAGGCUACGCGCAUCUUGGAGCUGGUCUGACUGUGGGAAUGAGCUCUUUGGCUGCUGGCUUGGCCAUUGGUAUUGUUGGAGAUGCGGGCGUCCGCGCGAAUGCCCAGCAACCACGUUUGUUCGUGGGCAUGAUUCUCAUCUUGAUUUUUGCCGAAGCCUUGGGUCUCUACGGCCUCAUUGUUGGCCUGGUAGUUGCGUCCACCGCAGAAGGCAAAGGCAAGGGGCUUUGUGACCCAGCAGCAACUCAGCUACGGUCGCACUGUUCCAUUUAG